ACAAAGGAGGGAAAACGGAAAAAAUCCCAAAUCUUUAAAAAAUCUAAUAAAAUAUUCACAGAUAUAAAACACCCGCGCAAUGCUCGUUUCAUAUCAAACGACUAUAUAUAUUCGCACAUUACACGCGCCGGACUCGCUUUAUUAUAUUUCACUUCUCGCCUCUCCCAAAUACGUUCUUUCUCUGCAAUCUCUCUCGAAACCCUCGAUCUCCGAUUCAACUCGCGAUGGCGAAGCUUUCCGACGAGUCACAGUCCAACGGCGAGAAUUCGUCGGAGGAAGAGCAGCUGAACAACCAGAUGAUCGAGGAGGAAGAUGACGACGAGCUUGAAGCUGUCGCGAGAACCGCCGCCGAUUCCGACGACGAUGACGCCGCCGACGAUCGGGACGACGACGAUAAUGAGGAUGGUAAUGAGGAGGCGAAUGGUGAAGUCAGUAAGCAUGAGAAGGCAAGGCUAAGGGAAAUGCAAAGACUGAAGAAGCAGAAGAUAAAAGAGCUGCUGGAUGCUCAAAAUGCUGCUAUUGAUGCUGAUAUGAACAAUAAGGGAAAGGGGCGUUUGAAGUAUCUUUUGCAGCAAACGGAGAUCUUUGCACAUUUUGCUAAAAGCGAUCAGUCGUCACAUAAGAAGACAAAGGGAAAAGGUCGCCAUGCUUCAAAAGUUACUGAAGAAGAAGAAGAUGAGGAAUAUCUUAAGGAAGAGGAAGAUGGGCUUUCUGCAGGAGGGAAUACGCGGCUACUCGUGCAACCCUCUUGUAUUCAAGGAAAAAUGAGGGAUUACCAACUUGCAGGUUUGAAUUGGUUAAUACGUUUAUAUGAGAAUGGUAUAAAUGUAAUCCUCGCAGAUGAGAUGGGGCUUGGCAAAACAUUGCAAACCAUCUCCUUGCUUGGUUAUUUGCAUGAAUUUAGAGGCAUUACUGGUCCCCACAUGGUUGUUGCUCCAAAAUCUACUCUUGGAAAUUGGAUGAAUGAAAUUCGGCGUUUUUGCCCAACACUUCGUGCAGUCAAGUUCCUAGGAAAUCCUGAAGAACGAAGAUACAUACGCGAAGAGUUACUAUCUGCUGGGAAGUUUGAUGUUUGUGUUACCAGUUUUGAAAUGGCAAUUAAAGAGAAGUCUGCCUUGCGCCAGUUUAGCUGGCGCUACAUAAUAAUUGAUGAAGCUCAUAGGAUCAAGAAUGAGAACUCACUUCUUUCAAAAACCAUGAGGCUUUUUAAUACUAACUAUCGCCUUCUUAUUACUGGAACUCCACUUCAGAAUAAUCUCCAUGAACUCUGGUCUCUAUUGAACUUUCUACUACCAGAGAUAUUUAGCUCCUCGGAGACUUUUGAUGAAUGGUUUGCAAUUUCUGGUGAAAAUGACCAGGAGGAGGUUGUUCAACAGCUCCAUAAGGUCCUUCGUCCAUUCCUUCUGCGAAGGUUAAAAUCUGAUGUUGAGAAAGGCUUGCCCCCGAAGAAGGAAACUAUACUCAAGGUUGGCAUGUCCCAAAUGCAGAAGCAGUACUACAAGGCUUUAUUACAGAAAGAUCUUGAGGUUGUAAAUGCUGGUGGUGAGCGUAAGCGCCUUCUAAAUAUAGCGAUGCAGCUGCGUAAAUGCUGUAAUCAUCCUUAUCUUUUUCAAGGUGCUGAACCUGGUCCUCCAUAUACUACAGGAGAUCAUCUUGUAACAAAUGCCGGGAAAAUGGUUCUGCUAGAUAAGUUGCUCCCAAAGCUGAAGGAACGUGAUUCAAGGGUUCUAAUUUUUUCACAGAUGACAAGACUGUUGGACAUCCUAGAAGACUACUUGAUGUAUCGGGGAUAUCUCUAUUGUCGAAUUGAUGGAAAUACCGGUGGUGAUGAUCGUGAUGCUUCAAUUGAUUCCUUCAAUAAGCCAGGAAGUGAGAAAUUUGUUUUCUUAUUAUCAACUAGAGCUGGAGGCCUUGGAAUCAAUCUUGCGACUGCUGAUAUAGUUAUCUUAUAUGAUAGUGACUGGAACCCUCAAGUUGAUUUGCAAGCUCAGGACCGUGCCCACAGGAUUGGGCAAAAGAAAGAAGUUCAAGUUUUCCGUUUCUGCACCGAGUAUACAAUUGAGGAAAAAGUUAUUGAGAGGGCUUAUAAAAAACUUGCGCUUGAUGCAUUGGUUAUCCAACAAGGACGACUAGCUGAGCAAAAGACUGUUAACAAAGAUGAACUAUUGCAAAUGGUUCGGUUUGGUGCUGAGAUGGUUUUCAGUUCCAAAGAUAGCACAAUUACAGACGAAGAUAUAGACAGGAUCAUUGCUAAAGGAGAAGAGGCAACAGCUGAGCUUGAUGCCAAAAUGAAGAAAUUCACAGAAGAUGCAAUCAAAUUUAAAAUGGAUGAUAAUGCUGAAUUGUAUGAUUUUGACGAUGAUAAGGAAGAGAACAAGGUUGAUUUUAAAAAAAUUGUUAGUGAUAAUUGGGUUGAACCACCUAGAAGAGAAAGAAAGCGCAAUUACUCCGAAGCAGAUUACUUCAAGCAAACAAUGCAGCGUCAAAAUGGUCCCUCAAGGCCGAAAGAGCCUCGAGUUCCCCGCAUGCCUCCGUUGCAUGACUUUCAGUUCUUUAAUUCUCAAAGGCUCGCUGAGCUGUAUGAAAAAGAAGUUCGAUAUCUUGUCGUGCAAGCUAAUCAUAAAAAUCAUAUGAAAGACUCCAUGGACAUUGAUGAAGCUGAAGGCGGGGGCGAUCCUUUGACGGCUGAAGAGCAAGAAGAAAAGAAGCAGUUGCUAGAUGAGGGGUUUUCAACAUGGACUAAGAGAGACUUCAAUACUUUCAUUAGGGCUUGUGAGAAGUAUGGACGGAAUGAUGUCAAAGCUAUUGCCUCUGAAAUGGAAGGUAAAACAGAUGAAGAAGUUGAGAGAUAUGCAGAAGUUUUUAAAGAAAGAUACAAAGAAUUGAGUGAUUAUGACAGGAUCAUUAAAAAUAUUGAAAGAGGAGAGGCUAGAAUUUCCCGCAAGGAUGAGAUCAUGAAAGCAAUUGGGAAGAAAAUGGACCGCUACAAGAACCCUUGGCUGGAACUAAAGAUCCAGUAUGGUCAGAACAAAGGAAAACUGUACAAUGAAGAAUGUGAUCGUUUCAUGUUGUGCAUGACUCACAAACUUGGGUAUGGGAACUGGGAUGAGCUUAAAGCGGCAUUCCGGACCUCACCUUUGUUUCGCUUUGAUUGGUUUGUCAAAUCACGUACUACUACAGAGCUCGCCAGGAGAUGUGACACACUGAUUCGUUUGGUGGAGCGAGAAAACCAAGAGUUUGAGGAGAGGGAGAGGCAGGCUCGUAAAGAGAAAAAACUUGCAAAGAAUGAUACACCAUUGAAGCGGCCUGUGGCAAGGCAGGCUGCUGAGAGCCCACCUUCUAGCAUAAAGAAGAGGAAAUAAAUGAAAGAUUUUGUUACCCCGGGAGAGAGCUCUAGGACAAUUUUCCUAGUAGUUUAUUGUGACAUAGACCAAAACCCCAACCAAUUGUGACAUAGACCAAGACAACCGAUCCCUUUCUACAAUCAAUCAACCCCUCCAGAUAAUAUAGCUAGUUUUUCUAAUUAUUAGUCAAAGCUUUGAUCUUACAUGGAAUUUAACGUACAAAUCUUUUGUAGUGAACUUUUAUUGCUACCGGUUUUAUCAGAAUGUUGAACUCUGGAAUUUGGUAAAAUGAAUGUUCCCCGUGGGACAAUCUAUGGGGAUAUGCAUGUUAAGUUCAUUUGUUUCUUACUAAUGCUUGCUUUUCUUGUAGUGGUUACAGCGACUUGUAUUCAAUUAAUCUUCUUUUGAAAGAUGUACUCAGGUAAAAGAUGACAAUGGCGCUU
Molecule: messenger RNA, 3787 nt
Organism: Daucus carota subsp. sativus
Lineage: Eukaryota; Viridiplantae; Streptophyta; Magnoliopsida; Apiales; Apiaceae
Product: ISWI chromatin-remodeling complex ATPase CHR11
Exons: 25
Coding region: 225-3362 (1045 amino acids)
Biological process (GO): regulation of transcription by RNA polymerase II; nucleosome organization
Cellular component (GO): nucleus; chromatin
Molecular function (GO): ATP-dependent chromatin remodeler activity; DNA binding; histone binding
Source: RefSeq, a predicted model, not a curated record